This is a messenger RNA of Pistacia vera, 1236 nucleotides long. Its product is annotated as DCN1-like protein 4. The transcript is spliced from 10 exons. Gene Ontology annotation, cellular component: ubiquitin ligase complex. Gene Ontology annotation, biological process: protein neddylation; positive regulation of ubiquitin-protein transferase activity. The coding region runs from base 207 to 878 and encodes 223 amino acids. The record is from RefSeq and is a predicted model, not a curated record. Gene Ontology annotation, molecular function: ubiquitin-like protein binding; ubiquitin conjugating enzyme binding; cullin family protein binding. Lineage: Eukaryota; Viridiplantae; Streptophyta; Magnoliopsida; Sapindales; Anacardiaceae.
UCCCGAACCUAAGCGUAUGAGGAAACGGUAUAUAUAUACCUGUAAGUACACAAGCUGCUCUCUCUCAAUCUCAAAUCUCUUUCAACUGUUAGUCAAACUGGGAUUUUGUGGUAAUCAGAUCAGGCGGUUGUGGUUGGGUUCUCGUUUUUUGAUCUCCAAGACUUUUCAACAACGAGAAAUUCAUUCAAACACCAUCAGUCACCACAAUGCCUCGCUCUUGCAAGAGAAAAUCAUCGGCCCCACCUAGCCCUUCACGUGUCAAAUCUUUUUCUGACUCUCGUUCUGUUAAAGCUAAAACAAAGGAUGGGGAACGAAUAGACUUGUUCAAUAAAUAUGCAAACAAUGGUAUAAUUGAUCCAGAUGGAAUUAUGGUUCUUUGCAAGGAUCUGGAAAUGGAGCACACUGAUGUCAGGAUAUUGUUGCUUGCUUGGAAAUUGAAGGCAGCAAAGCUGGGUUAUUUUACCCAGGAUGAGUGGCAAAAAGGUCUUAAAACCUGUAAGGUUGACUCUCUUAGGUCACUGAAGAAAGCAGUUUCAGAACUGGGGAAAGAGGUUAAGGAGCCGUCACAACUUGAGGAUUUCCAUUCUUUUGCAUUCCGCUACCACUUAACAGAAGAGAAGCAAAAGUGUAUAGACAUUGAGACCAUCUGUGAAUUGCUAAAUCUUGUUCUAAGGUCCCAAUUCUGUCUCCAGGUUGAUUCGUUAAUUGAGUAUCUAAAGGUCCAGAGUGAUUACAAGGUGAUAAACUUGGAUCAGUGGGUGAAUUUUCUUCGCUUUUGCAGAGAGAUUAGCUUUCCAGAUCUUCAGAACUAUGAUGAAGCCCAAGCUUGGCCCUUGAUCCUUGACAGUUUUGUUGAGUGGUUGAGAGAAAAGCAAUAGAUAGUUUCGACAUCUAAUUGUGCUAUGCUUUUUUUUAUACAAGCACUUUGCAGAAUCCUUAACCAUGCUUGCUCUUCUAUAAACCACUUAUACCGGACAACUACAUGGAGACACGACAAUUACUCAAAAAAAAAUUUUCUGCAACAAUUUUUUUUUGAUAUUCGAUUGGUUAAUUGUUGAAUUUCUCCACUAACCGGUUUGAGUUCAAGAGCCAGUUUUGGUUAGAGUAAUCGCUGUAUAAGACUAGAUUUUCAAUCUAAAUAGUUAUAGCAUAUUCUGUUACAUUCUUUGUUCAGUUCUGUCUGUUUUACCUUCCAUCUGCCUGAUUCCAGGUGCUUUGAUUGUGUGGCCACUUUAA